AUGGACGAGCUUGAUUCGAGUGCCACCGACAAUGACGAGGUGAGGCUGCUGGCCGGGGACUGGGGACUGCUAGACGGUGACUCGAGUAGUGGCGGUGUGCAUGGCGAGGCCGACGUGGCGAGGAAGCCGCCGCCGCCUCUGGACUCGCCGCCGCCUGCUGCCCAACCAUCGCCUGAUGCCCGGCCGCCACCACCUCCGGACUCACCGCCGCCUGAUGCCCAAUCAUCGCCUGAUGCCCGGCCGCCACCACCUCCGGACUCGCCGCCACCUGCUGUCCAACCAUCGCCGCCUCCGGACUCACCGCCGCCUAAUGCCCGGCCGCCACCUCCUCCGGACUCGCCGCCGCCUGAUGCCCAAUCAUCGCCUGAUGCCCGGCCGCCACCUCCUCCGGACUCGCCGCCACCUGCUGUCCAACCAUCGCCGCCUCCGAACUCACCGCCGCCUAAUGCCCGGCCGCCACCUCCUCCGGACUCGCCGCCGCCUGAUGCCCAAUCAUCGCCUGAUGCCCGGCCGCCACCUCCUCCGGACUCACCGCCGCCUGCUGUCCAACCAUCGCCGCCUCCGGACUCACCGCCGCCUGAUGCCCGGCCGCCACCUCCUCCGGACUCGCCGCCGCCUGUUGCCCAAUCAUCGUCGCCUCCGGACUCGCCGCCGCCUGAUGCCCAAUCAUCGCCUGAUGCCCGGCCGCCACCUCCUCCGGACUCGCCGCCACCUGCUGUCCAACCAUCGCCGCCUCCGAACUCGCCGCCGUCUGAUGCCCGGCCGCCACCUCCUCCGGACUCGCCGCCACCUGCUGUCCAACCAUCGCCGCCUCCGGACUCACCGCCGCCUAAUGCCCGGCCGCCACCUCCUCCGGACUCGCCGCCGCCUGAUGCCCAAUCAUCGCCUGAUGCCCGGCCGCCACCUCCUCCGGACUCGCCGCCACCUGCUGUCCAACCAUCGCCGCCUCCGAACUCGCCGCCGUCUGAUGCCCGGCCGCCACCACCUUCGGACUCGCCGCCGCCUGCUGCCCAACCAUCGCCUGAUGCCCGGUCGCCACCUCCUCCGGACUCACCGCCGCCUGCUGUCCAACCAUCGCCGCCUCCGGACUCACCGCCGCCUGAUGCCCGGCCGCCACCUCCUCCGGACUCGCCGCCGCCUGUUGCCCAAUCAUCGUCGCCUCCGGACUCGCCGCCGCCUGAUGCCCAAUCAUCGCCUGAUGCCCGGCCGCCACCUCCUCCGGACUCGCCGCCACCUGCUGUCACCCAAGAACUCGCUGACGCCACCAUUGACGCUGUCACUACCGAAUUGUCCCACAACAUCACCCGCGAUGUGCUGCUCGUCGCUGACGCCUCUUCAGUCGUCGAAGAUCUUGUCACCGACGCUGCCGCCGCUGUGGCUGCCGCCGUCCAUUCUUCGGCCGUCAACGAGGCCAACGCGGCCGCUGAGAUUGUGGACAAUGUGAUUACAGAUGGAGUCGCUGUAUUGCUCUCCAUGCUUGCUGCAGAAGCUGUAUCUGAACACGCUGCCGCUCUGGACGCCGCUCUGGACACCGUUAUUGCUGACCUUGCUGCAGACGUCAUCGAUCAUGAUAGUUCACUCGUCGCCGCCGCUGCCCUUGACCACGCUCGCGAUGUCGACGCCGCCAGCCAUGGACUCGCUGAUGAGAUCUUUGAUGCUGCGGUGACGACUGCACUUCUUGCCAGCGCUGAGCACGCGCUGGACGUUGAUCUUGCCGGGCGCGAGGUUGUUGACGAGCUCGUCGAUGGCGUCUGUGCCAUUGUCGCUGACGCCGCCCUGCACCACGAGCGCCUUAUCGAGGCCGCAUUCGCCGAGCUCGUGGAGCAGCUUACUGAUGAUCUCGGCCUUGAGGCGGGAAUGGAGGCCUGGGAUGAGCUAGUCUUUGAAGACGCCGUUGACUGCUGUGUAUCGGAGCUCACGGAUGACUUUUCGGCCUUCCUCGCCUUUGACACCUACAUCAUGCAGGAGGCCAUUGAGGCCGGGACCCAGGAGUGCUAUGCCGAGUAUGUGGGCGAGGUCACUGCCUUCUGUGCAGCUGACAUUCUGCUUUACGAGCGCGCUCUUCAUGCCGCGCUGGUUGAAGAGCUGCAGCUGUGGACCGACGAUCUUGCGCUCGAGGUGGCGUCGGACGUUGUCACCGACGCACUCAUUGUGGCCAUGCCGCUGAUGGAGCCACAGCUUCCGCGGACCACGCACUAUACCCCAGCUAUCCAGGCUCAGCUGGCGGCAUUUGCCGAGUGGACCGGCGCCGUCCGCGCCCUUCUCCCCAAGAUCGAUGCUGGUCUCGACGCCGAGCUCGCGGUUGCUGCCGCCUGGCCACCACCGCCAGAGCUACACCUCGCGCACGAUGGCAUUGCCCUCGUUGGUCCUGCGCCCGACGAGCCUGGCGACCUCGCGCUGGUUGUGCUCACCGAGCCCGAGCCCGCCACGCUCGCCGCCGCCGCGCCUCUUGCGCUCGCCUGCAUCCCGCGACUUGCCCGCUCAGGCGUUGUCCCUCCACGCUGCUCCAUCGUUGCGCACGUUUCUAUCUCUGCUGCAUCUGCUGCGCUUCACUACGCGCUGCAGCCGUCGGUCCGCGCCGCCUGCGCCGCCCUCUCCGACGCACUCGAGCACGAGCCGUACGAUGUUGCUCGCGCUGCCGACGCCCUCGAACUGCCACAGCUCUACGUUUUGGCUAUGGCCUUUACGUACAACACCCUUGACUCACUGGCGUCGAUGCUCGACGAGCUCGGUACCUCGUUUAUGAUGCGCCUCUCGCCGCGAGCAUGGCGCAAAGUCGACCGCGCGCUUGCGGGCAAGCCUCGGGACACGCCUUCGCUGCCGGCGCAAAAGACAGUCAUGGACCUGCUCUGGUUCCUUCGCACGACUGCGUUGGUGCCAAUCCGCCUCAACUACCAGUCUGCAGCCUCGCGCUGGCGCAUCGAGUACGCACGCGCGGCCGUGGCAGCGCCUGGUGCAUCGGCUCCGCUGUAACACCUCGGCGUCAGAGCUCGUCGCCGGGCGCAAAGGAGUUGUGUCCGUCCGACGAGCACGACGAGCACGAGCCGGCUCCCCGCCGCCCACCAGGCUCCAGCACCGCCAGUGCGUCGGGCGUAAACAGAUCGUCGCCGA
Molecule: messenger RNA, 3111 nt
Organism: Thecamonas trahens ATCC 50062
Lineage: Eukaryota; Apusomonadida; Apusomonadidae
Exons: 2
Coding region: 1-2973 (990 amino acids)
Source: RefSeq, a predicted model, not a curated record